Molecule: messenger RNA, 3918 nt
Organism: Sungouiella intermedia
Lineage: Eukaryota; Fungi; Ascomycota; Pichiomycetes; Serinales; Metschnikowiaceae
Source: the annotation of a GenBank genome assembly
AUGAAACCAGCCCAAAAGUAUCUUUUGCACACUUUGUGCAAACGAUAUCACUCCACAAAGUUGGGCACUCGCCACCUGGCUAUUUCCGCCAUUUCCCGCAGCUCAUCGACUUCAGAACCUUUCAGUCUCCAAAAUGACAUGAAGAUCUAUGCUUCACUCGUAGAUGAGCUCAGGAAGCCUCAAAAGGAUUCCAAAUCGCAGGUCAGUCUUUCCGGAAAAGCGUUCAACGAAAUCAAACCCAUAGGCGACAAAAUUGCCGAAUCUGAUCGCCGAGAAGUCAGCUGGUCAUCGAACUACGACCCUGUUACCAGAUCUCCAUUUGCAAAGGAUGUGGUGCAUUUGCUGUCGUUGCUCGACGCUCUUUUAUCGUCAAAAAACUUUGCCAGAGCAGAAAACAUCUUGGUGGCCAUCCAUCCAUUGUUAGACCAACCUGAAGGGUUUGUCUCAUUCAUGAAUAAGUACUUAGAGGCUUACGCUAUGGAGGAGUCUUCUACCAUUGAGGAACUUGAAUCAUUUCUUGCAAAGAUGCAGAAAGAAUUCCGGGCAUAUCCGAACGACAGAACAUACGCCAUCAUGAUUGCAAAGUCCAUCGAUGAUAAAGAUACAUGCAAGACAUACAUCAGCAAAGCAAAGACAUCCAGACGUUUGAUCAGACGUACAUUGAAUCACUUAGACAUUCUCACUGUGGAGGACCUCACACGUCUUUUUGAGGAGCCUUCAUUGGAGGAAUGCCAUAUUCCAACUGAUCUCAUACCACUCUUUCAAGAUGUAAGAACCGGACAGAAUCCAGAGGUUUCCGAAGAAGAGGUUCCUGAAUAUUUCAAGGUCGACGGUAAGGAGGCACCCAUGAUCGAGAAGGAUGCUGCAGAGUUGCGUGCAGUGGAUUCGUUUGGCUUGAAAGUCAUCAGACACACGCUUUUGGGAUUGGAGAGCAAGACUGAAAUCGAUUUGGACAAGCUCUUCAACGAUCUCGACGAAGACCUCAAGCAGCACAUUUUGCAUAACUCCCGUUCAAACAAGAAGAGAAAUUAUCACGAAAUCUAUAAGACACUCAAGACUCCCGAAGACAAAAGGAAAUUUGACGAGGCUUUAGAUGUGUUCAACGAAUCCAGACAGAGAGAACUUGAAAGUAAAGGUAUUGACGCUGCGCGUGAAAAAUGGAAACACGAAUUUGAAGAUUUGCAACUGAGAGGAGGUCUCCCUAUUAAUAAGAACUUAAAUGUCCAACUUUACCAGUGGUAUUUGGACAUGCUUCCAUUUGUCCAAGAAGAGGUAGAUCUUUGCAGGAAGCUCUUGAGCAACGAAAUUAUGCUUUCAUCUUUGUCUGGUGACGAAAAAAAGCAAAUGAAGGACCGAUCCUUCUACGCCCCAUACCUUGUGUUGAUUCCCCCCAAGAAGUUGACGGUAAUUACCAUUUUGGAGUUACUCAAAUUGAACUCCACCGGAGGCAUUGUGGACGGUAUGCGUACAGCUAGGGCAGUGAUUUCCGUGGGAAAAGCCAUCGAACUUGAGUACAAAUCGCAAAGCUUGGUAGCAGCCGAGAAGAGAUUCUUGACUCGUAAGUCCAAGAACUCCAACAGACUUAGGAAACUUCUUCGUUCCAGAAAGCCAACGGUGGAAGAUGCUCUGAACACUGAGUGGGACUACCCUGUUUAUGCCAAAUUAGGCUCGGUUUUGACCAGUCUUUUACUUCAUGUGGCUAAGGUUCAGGUUACUGGUACUGAUCCCUCCACUGGAAAGGCAGUCAAGGGUAAGCAGCCAGCUUUUCACCACACAUACCAAUUUGUCAACGGACAGAGACUUGGAAUAAUCAGGUUGCAUAAGAAUUUGGUUCGCCAAUUGGCUAGCAACACUCUCAUCAAUUCUGUUCAGCCUCAAUUUCUUCCCAUGUUGCUUCCUCCUACGGACUGGUCUUCACACAACAAUGGAGGCUAUAAAUUCACACCCAGCACCUUAGUCAGAAUCAAAGACUCCGCAGAAACUGUUGCUUACGUGAAGGCUGCAGCAGAAGCUAAUAAUUUGGAUGACGUUUAUGCUGGUUUGAAUGUUUUAGGACGUACUCCAUGGACUGUCAACGCCAAAGUGUUGGAGGUGGUGUCACAGUGCUGGAAUACUGGAGAGGCAUUCUUGGACAUACCUCCUAUUGUAGACGAACCCGAAUUGCCUGCUCCACUCCCAUUUAACGCAGAGCCUUUGGAGAAGGUCGAGUACCAAAAGAAGGUGCGUCACAUUCUCAACGAGGCUGCAGCAUUCAGAUCUCAAAGAUGUGAUACCAACUACAAGCUUGAAAUUGCUAGAGCAUUUGUUGGUGAGAAAAUGUACUUCCCUCACAAUGUCGAUUUCCGUGGCAGAGCAUACCCAUUAGCCCCACAUCUUAACCAUUUGGGUAAUGACUUGACCAGAUCGCUUUUCUUGUUCUGGGAAGGCAGAGAGUUGGGAGAGAGAGGCUUGGAGUGGUUGAAGAUUCAUUUGGCCAAUGUCUACGGUAUGGAUAAGGCACCAUUAAAGCAGAGAGCAGAGUUUGUUGAGGCUAACUUAGAAAACGUGUUCGAUUCUGCUCGUGAUCCUCUUGGAGGUAACAGAUGGUGGACAAAGGGUGACAAGCCAUGGCAAAUUUUGGGAGUAUGUUUCGAACUAGCAGAGGCCUAUAAGUUGACCGACCCGACCAAGUACGUUUCGCAUUGUCCAGUGCACCAAGACGGUACCUGUAACGGACUUCAGCAUUACGCUGCCUUGGGAGGAGACGUCGAAGGUGCCAAGCAAGUCAACUUGGUUCCUGCUGACAGACCACAAGAUGUCUACAAGUUCGUUGCCGGAUUGGUUGAGAAGAGGUUGGAAUCUGAAGCUGAAGCAGGUAACAAAUAUGCCAUUUUCUUGAAGAAUAAGAUCUCGCGUAAGGUUGUCAAGCAAACUGUCAUGACAAAUGUUUACGGAGUCACAUUCGUGGGAGCCGUUGCUCAGAUCGAGAAACAACUCACCCAUCUCUUUGAGAAGGACGACUUUGACUCGGUCACAUUGUACGCUAGGUACUUGACGUCAUUAGUUUUCGCAUCCAUGAGGGAGUUGUUCGAGGGUGCCCAUUUGAUUCAAGAUUGGUUGGGAGAGUCUGCUAAGAGAAUCUCCAAGUCUGUUCGUAUCGACUAUGAGGAGAAGAGUGCCAAGAACGCAAACAAGCCCAGUCACUUGUCUUCAGUGAUCUGGACGACUCCGCUUGGCUUGCCAUGUGUUCAACCAUACAGAGCCACCAAAAGACAGAUUGUUUCCACCAACUUGCAAGAUAUUACAAUUUCCGAUCCAUUUGGAGCCACACAAGUGGACUCCAGAAAGCAACUGACAGCUUUUCCUCCAAAUUUUAUUCACUCGUUAGAUGCCACACACAUGUUGAUGACGGCUGCUGCUUGUGGUGAACAAGGUUUACACUUUGCAUCUGUUCACGACUCUUAUUGGACUCAUGCUGCCAAUGUGGACGUAAUGAGUGCUAAUAUUAGAGACCAGUUUGUGCGCUUACAUGAGGAAAAUUUGAUUGUGAAGUUGCGGGAUGAGUUCGAGAGACGUUACAAGGGCUUUUUGCAAGUGAUGAGUAUUCCGGGUGACCAUGAGGUUGCCUUGAAGAUCAAGGCUGUUAGAAGAAAGAUUGUUAAAGACUUGGGCCGUGCAUUGACGGUGGCAGACGAAAUUUACAUUGAAAAGAAGAGACAGGAGUUACUUGAGUCUCCUGAUGCUAGAGAAGUUCAGAUGGGAAAAGAAAUGGUAAGCACUGUGAGUGUCACUGAAGGCUAUGACUUGAAUGAAAUCGCUGUGAGUGCCUCUAGCAGCAAGGCGUUGCAGAUCUUGGCGCCUUUGACGUUCCCUGAGAUUCCUACUCGUGGUUCGUUGGACGUUGGUGUGGUCAAAGAAUCACCAUACUUUUUCUCUUAA